Molecule: messenger RNA, 2551 nt
Organism: Mercurialis annua (annual mercury)
Lineage: Eukaryota; Viridiplantae; Streptophyta; Magnoliopsida; Malpighiales; Euphorbiaceae
Product: pentatricopeptide repeat-containing protein At2g04860
Exons: 1
Coding region: 277-2436 (719 amino acids)
Biological process (GO): RNA modification
Molecular function (GO): RNA binding; protein binding
Source: RefSeq, a predicted model, not a curated record
AAUCAUAUUAAUAAAAUGGGUCGUCACAACACGAAUUUAACCCGCCAGCCUAUUUUCACACCGGCGGUAUGGAGGCUACUGAAAGUUUUGAGAGCAAACUUUUAACGAAAUUGAAACAUCUAGCCAAUUAUUCUUAGAAUCAAUUCAAAAUAUUAUUGAGACAAGGUGAAUUAUAAAUUAUCCCGCUUAAACGACGUUGUAACUUGCUAAGUAGUGUGAAUUAAACAGAACUUUAAACUUGCCAACGGUCAAAUCUGGCGCCAAAAAUCCUAUAGUAUGAGCUUGGCCUUCUCUUCAAAACCAAAUCUCUCGUUCUUCCACUUUCUUCUAGAAUCUAACAUUAAAUCAAAAACACCAAAACCAGCACUCACAUUUUUUCGCCAGUUAUUACAAUCCGACGCGAAACCAAAUGAUUUCACUUUUUCUUUACUUUUCAAAUCCUCAGCUCCAAACCCACCAAAUUCUAGUAAAACAGAAGCAAUUCAAAUCCAUACCCAUUUAGUAAAAUCGGGUCUUGACCGCUUUAUCUAUAUAAGUACUGCUCUGUUAGAUUUGUACAUGAAAUUGGGGUGGGUUAGUUAUGCACAUAAGAUGUUUGAUUCUAUGCCUCACAGAGAUGUUGUUUCUUGGAAUGUUUUGAUUUCUGGGUAUUCACGAAAUGGGUGUGAUGUCAAUGCGUUGGAGAUUUUUAUUUACAUGAUUAAAUCGGGUUUCGUCCCGAGUCAAACUACGUUACUUGGUUUACUUCCGUCGGUUGGGUUGGUGUUUCAAGGGAAGUGUAUUCAUGGGUUUGGGAUCAAAUAUGGGCUUGAUUUGGAUUCUCAAGUGAAAAAUUCACUUAUAUCAAUGUAUGCGAAAUACAGAGAGUUGGAAGCUGCCGAAUUCCUGUUUGAAGAGAUGGUAGAUAGAAGAACUGUAGCUUCUUGGAACACUAUGAUUAGUGCUUAUGGUCAAAAUGGUUACUUUAAUGAGGCAAUGCUUGUCUUCAAACUGAUGGUAGGAGCAGGCAUUGAGAUCAAUCCUAUUACAUUUAUGAGUCUGUUGUUGGCUAAUGCUCAUCCGGAAUCUGUACAUUGUUAUGCUGUCAAAGUUGGUCUUGUCAAUGAUGCAUCCGUAAUAACUUCAUUAGUUUGUAUAUAUGCAAAAUGUGGAGGCACGAAUUCAGCAGCGUUGCUUUUCUGGUCUGUGCCGCAGAAAAACUUAGUUUCUUUGACUGCAAUCAUUUCAAGCUAUGCCGAAACAGGAGAAAUGGGUCUGGUAGUGGAGUAUUUUGCUCAUAUGCAGCAUUUGGACAUGAAAUUAGAUUCAGUUGCCAUGGUUAGCAUCCUUCAUGGGAUUACUGACCCUGUUCACAUGAGCAUUGGCCUUGCCUUUCAUGGUUAUGCUAUUAAGACCGGGCUGGUCAACUAUAAUUUGGUCAUGAAUGGGCUGAUAACUAUGUAUUCAAAGCUUGACAACAUGGAAGCUCUAUUCUCUUUGUUUUCUGAAAUGCGUGAAAAACCGUUAAUCAGUUGGAAUUCAGUUAUAUCUGGAUGUGCACAGGCUGGAAGGGCUAGUGAUGCUAUAGAGUUCUUCUGUCAAAUGAAGAUAUACGGAUGUAAACCAGAUGCCAUUACUGUUGCGAGCUUAUUGUCUAGUUGUUCGCAACUAGGAUACUUGCAAUUGGGGGAGAGAAUUCACAGUUACAUUCUCAGGAACAAAUUAGAAUUAGAAGAUUUUGUUGGAACUGCUCUAAUAGACAUGUAUACCAAGUGCGGAAGAAUUGAGCUAGCAGAAAGGGUCUUCAAUAGCAUAAAUGAACCAUGUCUAGCUACAUGGAAUACGAUGAUCUCAGGAUAUAGUUGGUAUGGCCUUGAACAUAAGGCUCUAACUUGUUACUCUGGAAUGCGAGAGCAAGGGGUAGAACCUGACGACAUCGCAUUUUUAGGAAUUCUAGCCGCCUGCACCCAUGGCGGUCUUGUUCAUGAAGGGAGAAGCUACUUUCAGAUAAUGACCAAAGAGUUUGGAUUGGUGCCAACUUUGCAACACUGUGCAUGCAUGGUUAGUCUCCUUGCUCGGGCGGGUUUGCUCGAUGAGGCAUUUUCAUUUGUAAAAGAUAUGGAGAUCGAACCUGAUUCUGCUAUUUGGGGUGCUUUACUAAGCGCUUGUCACAUCCACCAUGAGGUCAAGCUUGGAGAAUAUUUGGCCAAGAAAUUAUACUUAUUGGAUUACAGAAAUGGCGGGCUUUACGUGUUGAUGUCAAAUCUGUAUGCAGUUGCAGAGAGAUGGGAUGAUGUGGCAAGGGUGAGGGAGAUGAUGAAAAAUGCUGGAGGAGAUGGCGUUUCUGGAGUUAGCCAUAUUGAGGUUACUUCAUGGGAAGAAACUAACACUAAGGGAUUCAAUACUUCAUUUAUUGGUAAUACAAAUUCUAGGCAGGUUUUGUUUGCACAAUCAUAAGAGUUUUUUUUGGCUGAGUUCUGGCUCAUAUUUAUGGAGCCCUCUAGCAGUACGGUUACUAUUAUUUCCAAACUAAGGCUUUCUAACAAGAUAUAUAUUACAUUAGCUUUAACUA